CAAAUAUGAUGCACAUGUCACCAUCGAGAAUUCUUAUAAUGUCGAAUAUUGGUUGUCGGUUAUCAAGGAAACUUCAUUGUAAUCCAAUUAUGUGCAUAGACAUAAAAUGGAGAGAGGAAAAUAAAUUACCUAUUAAUCCAAAUUCUUUUGGCCCUUUAACUAAUCUGCCGGAUUAUUCAUUCAGCGAUGGUAGAGUUGUUCCAUACAGUACAAGGCAAAAAAAUCGAAUAGAUAAACAACGAGAACUACUUAUAAAAAUGAAGCAAAUGAUUAGUGAAAUUGACUUUGCAGUUGUAAGACACGAGCAACUUAAACUGAAAGCUGAGCAAGAGAAACAGAAAAUUAUAAGUGCUAAAUUGAAAAAGAAGAAUAUCAAAUUUCUUGAUUUACCACCUAAAGUGUUAAAUGUUAAUAGCGUCAUUACAAAUAAUGAAUCUAAAGAAGCUAAAGAGAAUUAACAAAUAUACUGCAAUGAAAUAAUUUU
Ceratosolen solmsi marchali is the source of this 484-nucleotide messenger RNA. It is a transcript of the gene mRpL52, whose product is annotated as mitochondrial ribosomal protein L52. The coding region runs from base 6 to 458 and encodes 150 amino acids. The transcript has a single exon. The record is from RefSeq and is a predicted model, not a curated record. Gene Ontology annotation, biological process: mitochondrial translation. Gene Ontology annotation, molecular function: structural constituent of ribosome. Gene Ontology annotation, cellular component: mitochondrial large ribosomal subunit. Lineage: Eukaryota; Metazoa; Arthropoda; Insecta; Hymenoptera; Agaonidae.